AUGACCGAUCGCCUCACAGACACGCAGAAGCAGGCUACCAGCAUAGACCUGCUCUCCAUCGAAGAUGUACCGGUGGCUCACGAAGACGAUCUCCCAGAUAUCUGGCCCAUCGAGUGGAGAGCAACUAAGCUCGAUUCCGCACUCGUCCUUUUCCACUUAGCGCAGUGCGACAAGGCCCUCGACGAGAGCGCAUGGGACGAUCUUGUGGUGAACUGGACAAGCGAAGAUAUGGCGGCAGUCGAAGCGCUCUUCCCAAGGAGAACAUGGCCCGAGAUGUUACCGUAUCCAAAUCUAGUUGCACUUCUCCCUGGAGAAGUUGGCUCCGGACCCCGUGUGUUCUAG
Messenger RNA from Alternaria conjuncta, 342 nucleotides. RefSeq lists its product as uncharacterized. The record is from RefSeq and is a predicted model, not a curated record. Lineage: Eukaryota; Fungi; Ascomycota; Dothideomycetes; Pleosporales; Pleosporaceae. The coding region runs from base 1 to 342 and encodes 113 amino acids. The transcript is spliced from 2 exons.